Molecule: messenger RNA, 600 nt
Organism: Ipomoea nil (Japanese morning glory)
Lineage: Eukaryota; Viridiplantae; Streptophyta; Magnoliopsida; Solanales; Convolvulaceae
Exons: 2
Coding region: 1-600 (199 amino acids)
Source: RefSeq, a predicted model, not a curated record
AUGUCUGGGUUGCUAAAUUCCAUCCAUCUCUCACUCAGCUACACUGUUUUAUAUGCUCCUAAUGAUGCUACUAUCUGGGCCGAUCUCAAAGAGCAUUUUUCUACGGCAAAUGGUCCUCGUAUUUAUGAUCUUGAAAGGCGUAUUGCAACCAUCAGGCAACAAGAUUAUUUUAUUCUACAUUAUCAUAACAUCUUAUGUGCACUAUGGGAUGACUUGACUCUGCUUGAUCCUCCACCAGUAUGCACAUGCUCAGCGCAGACUGCAUAUGCUUCUCAAAUGGAGCGGCGCCGUUUAUUCCAAUUUUUGAUGGGUUUACGCGAAACAUAUACCCAAACACGCAGCAAUCUCCUUCUCAAAACUACCAUGCCAACUGUUAAAGCAGCUUAUAGUUUACUACUCCAGGAUGAGACACAACGGACAAUUUAUCAAUCUAACUCUCCAGCAAAUUAUGUAGCUUUGCAAACUAAUGCACAUGGUUCCAUAUCUUUAGACUCAAUCCAACAAUUGCUUCAACUACUUCGUGAGGUAAAAGAACCAAAGGCGAAUCUUGCUGGUAUAUCUCUCACACUUGCUUCUAUUUUUAAUGCAUCAACUGAAUGA